This is a messenger RNA of Cordyceps fumosorosea ARSEF 2679, 1956 nucleotides long. RefSeq names its product Bromodomain protein. Bases 1 to 1956 code for a protein of 651 amino acids. Lineage: Eukaryota; Fungi; Ascomycota; Sordariomycetes; Hypocreales; Cordycipitaceae. The record is from RefSeq and is a predicted model, not a curated record. Gene Ontology annotation, cellular component: RSC-type complex. Gene Ontology annotation, molecular function: protein binding. The transcript is spliced from 5 exons. Gene Ontology annotation, biological process: chromatin remodeling.
AUGGAUAGCAAACGCAAGGCCGAGGGUGGAAGCGGCGCAGACUCCAGUGACCGCUCUUCUAAGCGUCGCAAGGUUUCGGACUUUGACUUUAACAAAGGCGAGAGCAAGGAGUCAACCACCGCAUAUGGACUUGCAUUUCUGGAGCAGAUCCGCCGAACCUCCGAUAAAAGUGGCCGUUUAAUCGCUACCUAUUUCGAGAAGCUGAUCCCCCGACAAGGCAAUGCCGAGUAUUACAAGAAGACUCGGAUGCCAAUUUCGCUCGAGAUUGUUGAAGGAAAACUAGAAAAAGGCGAGUUUCAAAACUUGGCCGAGCUCGAAAGCUACUUUAAGCGCAUGAUCACAAACGCCAAAGAGUUCUAUCCGCGAUCCUCUUCUGUUUUUGACGAUGCGGAGCGCUUUCGCAAGGCCCUCAGCAACUACAUGACGAAGAAUAAUCCUGCGUAUUCAAAGAGAGGCUACCAGGCUAUCGCGACACCACUGCCUGAGGAGGAUGCCGAGGCUGAGGGUGAUGAAGAUGAUCAAGAAGAUCAAGCCGAUGAGAGCGGAGAUAAGCAAGAAGAGGCGGAAGAGGAAGAAGUAGAGAAAGAGGAGCCAGAAGAAGAAGAAGAGGAGGAAGAGGAGGUCAAGGAGGAGGAGGAAGCCGAAGGCCCCCGUCGCAAGUCAAUCAUUCUUAAGAGGAGAGAAGAACCUGCUGCCUCUCGUUCACGACCGCGAAGAUCUUCUGCCUACCUUCAGGCGAGCCCUAAGCCUGCCACGCCAGCAAAGCCCGACGGCCAUCAAUAUGAAGGUGUCCCUUACAAGGGACUUACAUUCCAAGAGGCGCAGGAAAAGAUUGUUGAAGAGCUGCUCAGGCACCGCGAGCCCGAAUACGAGGAGGUCUACUUUGAACCUUUUGUCAAUCUGCCUCCUCGGGCUCUAAAAGACUACUACAGAAUAGUCACCGAUCCUUUAUCGCUAAAGAAGCUCCAGAAAAUCGUCAAGGGCAUUCAAGGCCGUGGCGAACUGACCGGGGUCAGCGAACUCAAGUCGUGGGCGGCCUUUGAGGAAAAGUCCAAGUUGCUUUGGACAAAUGCCUAUUUUUACAAUGAAGAAGGCAGUGAGAUUUAUUCUCUUGCACAAGAGCUACAAAAAAUGUUUAAUGCUCAACUGAAGAAGGCCAAGGCUGCUGUUUCAGAACCAGCACAAUCAAAAAUUAAGCUCCGUGUCGGCGGCCAUGGAAGUAGCGACACCCCUUCAAACAAGAAAAUCACAAUUCAUGUCGGCGGUCGGGGCAACGAGGAGUCACCAGCCUCAGCUCCAACGUCGGCACCAGCUCAAGGCACCGAGACUCCGACUACCAACGACGAAGGCGUUAACGGCGCUGCCACCCCUGCUGCCCAGGUUGAAGACGGAACCCCGGCUAGUGCCCCUACACCAGGCCAGCUCCCACCCGGCGCUCCGCAACCACCCGGACUAUCGGAGACUCCCGUUCCCGCCCCGCCACCGCCCCCGAACCCCGCCCAACAUAACGAGACAAGGCGGCCUCGAGGCCACGGUAAAGGCGUUAACGAUGCGCUGCUCUCCCGGCUCUCCAUCCUGGCCCAUCCGAUGCUGCAGCUCGCCCAGCCCAGCAUGGGUUCCAUCUACCCGGACCCCAAGUACCUGCAGCAGUCGGGCGUCAUCAAUGUGCCGCCGCACUGCACCCGCGUCUUCGUCGUCACCGCGCUGCCCGAGUUUUUGCACGAGCGCCACUACAGCCUCUGGACGCUCAUCAACCGGCAGCCCGUCAAGCCCUAUCCGCAGAUGAUCCCCGGCCAGCAGCCGCAGGAGCUCGCCUUCGAGGUCGGCCUGCACCCGGGCGUCAACGUGGUCGAGGCCCAUCUGAUCGCCGCCAUCCCCGGCGCGCAGCGGGAGGCAGGAGGUCCUGAGUCGGAGCUGGAGAUCUUUACGGCAUACGUUAACGUGACGAGGAAUUGA